This is a messenger RNA of Pogoniulus pusillus (Red-fronted tinkerbird), 7991 nucleotides long. RefSeq names its product coiled-coil serine rich protein 2 (gene CCSER2). Gene Ontology annotation, molecular function: microtubule binding. Gene Ontology annotation, biological process: microtubule bundle formation. Lineage: Eukaryota; Metazoa; Chordata; Aves; Piciformes; Lybiidae. Gene Ontology annotation, cellular component: microtubule cytoskeleton. The transcript has 11 exons. The coding region runs from base 336 to 3518 and encodes 1060 amino acids. The record is from RefSeq and is a predicted model, not a curated record.
GCUCUGCCCUCCCUCCCAGCGCGGGCCGGGCGGGGCGGGGCGGCCGGUACCUGAGGGCGCAGAGUGCGCGGCCCUGCCCGAGGAGGGGACAGCGCCGGCCUGCGCCCGUCCCGGCGAGCCUGCUGUUAACGUCUCGUUCUGUCAAAUGUACUUUGGCACACAAUGAAACGUAGGCAGCCUCAGCCUUAAAAGUUGGAGGAAGUCAAGCCGUUUAUCUGCAGUUGAAACAAGCAAAACUGAAUGGGAACUUUAUGCGGUAGCAGAGCAUUAGUGUCCAGGCCAGACAACAAAUUAAGAUUCAAGCACCAUUUAAGGACCAAUGUACCCAAUAGCUCAUGGAAGAAAAAAAUCAAAUCAGGACGUCCUUGGUUUCCAGGCUACCAAAAUAUGGAACCAAAACUUUAGGAAGUGUUUUGCAACCUAUGUCAAACGGGACUGCUGUUAGUUUAGCAGGGAAUAAUGGUGGCAAAAAUUUUGGCAAGCACAAUGGCACUGCUCAUAUGUCUUCCUUUUCUUUCAACUGGAAAAAAUCAAAUAAAUACCAACUUGAUGAUCAAAACAGGAGAGAGACCAACUCUAAACAUAACUACAAUGAAAAAUUAAUUGAUUCGGAGAAGUAUUCUCAAUCCCAAAGAGCAUUGGGUACUGACGUGCUCAGGGUGGGUUUGAACAAUACUGCUUUAGUUUCAUCAAAAGUGGCAAAGCAAACCAAUAUGUUUGUGUCUUCUACUGAGGAAUUAAACCCAAAGUCUUUGCCUGGGCUCUCUAGUUCAGCAAAAUUCACCAAAGGUACACUGUCAGGAAGGACUUCGUAUUCUGGACUUAAUGCUCCAAAAUCACAUUUAAAUGGUUUCUAUGGAAAUAGGCCAGUGGUUGGUUUGCAGAGACCUAGAGCCAAUUCCACCACCACAAGGACAAGUUCAGGAGAAAGCCUGGCCCAAUCUACAGAUAAUAGCAAGUCUUUUUCCUGUGACAAAAUGGUAAGAUCACAAAGUUUUUCACAUUCCAUUCAGAAUUCUUUCCUUCCCACUACAUCUUUAACCAGAUCUCAUUCCUUUAAUAAAGCUGUGGAUCUUACAAGGCCUUAUCAUAGUCAAAAUAUAACUUCUAGGACAUCUCAGAGGUCAACUUUGUUGUCAAGAAAUGCACGUCAGUUGGAUGUACCCAAUGGAAAUGAGUCUGUAAAGUAUGGAUUCACCAGGCCCUACUGUGGUGUGUCAGGUUCUUGUUCAAAGAAGCCCCCAGUGUCAAACGGGUCGGCGUCAGCACCUUCUUUUGGAUACAGAUUAAGUCGACCUUCUCUGCUGAAGCCUACCAGGCAGCGAUUUGCAGGAAAUGUGAUGGAUGGCAGCAAAAGUACAACUCCUGGCAUGUGCAUCGUGGAGAACUCUGAAAUUGCAACAAAUAUUAAUAGAACAAAUGAGAAAAACAGUAUUAGAGAGAGCAGUGUUCAAGGAACAGAAUCUGAUGAUGGCUUGCAUGAAAGUAUAGGAAAACAUGGUUCAAAAGUCAUGUGUAUGAGCGAUGAUGGAGAUGAAAUAUCUAUAUCUUCUUUGUCAUCCUCUGAAAAAAAUGAUUUGAGUGAAGACUUCAGUGACGAUUUCAUAGAUAUAGAAGACCCAAACAGAACUGUACAAAUACAAGAAAAGGAGACCUGCCUUCAGGAAUUGGAGCGUGGGAGUAUAACUUCAGUUGAGCCAUUCACUUCUCUGAAGGAAACUGGAGGAUCAUGCUGUAAUGCUGAUGACUGGCUUGAUAUAAACGUGUCUGCAGUGGAUGACAACAGUGAAAGCACAAAGCAUACUACUGAGAAUAUGAUUUCUCCAGAGAUGAAUUAUAGAGCGGGGUCCUCUUUUGAGCUUUCUCCAUCUGACAGUUCUGAUGGUACCUAUAUGUGGGACGAAGAAGGAUUGGAGCCUAUUGGAAGUGUCCAUCCAUGUGGAAGCUAUGAAUCUUCAGAAAUGAACAGCAUAGAUAUCUUGAAUAAUCUUGAUUCAUGUGAUCUUGAAGAUGAUGAUCUCAUGCUUGAUGUGGAUCUGCCUGAGGACUCUCCUCAUGAUAAAGAGGAAUGUGAAAAUAUGAACCAUUAUGAGAGGCAAGACAGAAGUGCAAGGCAGCAUCAGGAAGGAUUCUGGAAAAGAGCACCACAACAACGAUGGAAUACACAGGAUCACUAUCAUCUUGGCCAUACUGAUCACUAUAUUCAUGGUAAAAAUGAUUUGAACAGGGGCUCAAACUACCUAGAAUCUCCUAUCAGUCACUUUGAAAGCUAUGGAGCACCAAAUUAUUACCAGGCUUCUAGACAGAUGGUAGGUUUACCAGAGAAUACUGUGAUGCUUGAUGAAAUGACCCUUCGACACAUGGUCCAGGACUGCACAGCUGUGAAAACUCAGUUGUUGAAACUGAAGAGAUUACUGCAUCAGAAUGAUGAAAAUGUGUCACCCCAGGACAUAUCACUUUCAGUUCCAUCAAGUCCAGAACCAGAAGAACCUGAGCCAACAUUUAAGAUGGACGAUCUGCUGAAUGAGAUCAGGCAGCUUAAAGAUGAACUGAAGAAGAAGGAUGAAACAAUCAGCCAAUUAGAGCAUCAACUUGCCAUUAGAUGUAACUGCCAGAAAGACAGUCAAAAAUCUACAGGAACAACGUGCACAUUUGCUGAUAAAUUUACACAAACCUCCUGGAGGAGGAGUUCUCCUCAAGUACUACAGCCUUCCAGCAGCCUUCCCAGUUCCACAGACCUCGCCCAGGGAAAACUAAUAAAAAUGCCACGUAUCGAGGCCCACAGUGAAUAUCCUAAACGUGGUCCACAUGAGUAUAGCAAUCAUCAGAAUCAAAAUGCUGCAAAUGGUUCUCUUCCAAAUAACCUGAAUGAUGUAAACUCUGUAAAGAGCAUACAAUCAAAUACAAAAGAGGAGAAUGGAUCAUAUUUGGAAAAUAUGAGAAAUAAAAACACUAAAGACACUGGAGAUGUGGCGAGUAAUAAAGAAGGUACAUUGCCAUCCAGUUCCUCUUUUCAGACCUCUGCACUAGCUGAUGCUAGAGAGAUGCAGACUGAAUUAGCUGUGAAAGGUCAACCCUCCUUCACAAACAAGGCUUCUCGGCCAAAGACUUCAAGAAUUGCAAAGCCCCCAGAUGCUUUAGUGCCUCCUACGAUGGCCGUUCUCCCACGAUCUGCCAAUCAUUCUGCCGCUUCUAAGGAAUGUGAGCUUCUACCCUUAAGUAGCUCAAGUCGGCUGCAGACAACAUCUGGUCAGGAUAACCUAAAGGGUAAACAGAGUCAGAAAGUGUCUAAACUUCGCCCACCAACUAUGUCCUUUGUUAAAUCUAAACAAACGAGCAGUCAGAAAUCCACACUGGUACCUCCUCCAGAGCCUCAAAACACCUAUUCAAAGACUAACAUCCCAAAGCCACCGGUACAGAGGAAAGAAAAUGUCCUAACACAGAAUAGCAGCUUGCAUUCUGGGGAGAGUUUGCCCUCUAACCGGCAAUCGCGCCUCCCUAAACCAAAGACACAUUGAAAAUGUACCCACAAACAAUGCCAUACACGAAGCUACUCUGUCUUGAUUGCCUUUGAGGCUGCUUUAUCUACAGCCUGCAAAUCCUGAGGGAAUAGUAAAAAUGGCAGUUUUCUUUAGUGUUUACAUACUCUAGCCCGUUCCAUUUUGAGGCUCAUGUUGUCAGUUGUGCAGCUCCUGUUGUAUUAAAGAUUGUUUUGCCCAGUGAUCUUACUGAUUAAGCAAAUAUUGAAGUCUUUGGUGAUCACAAACACCAGAAUGCUGCACAAUGUAUUUCAGGAUAGAAGAAAUCAGUUUGUUUUACCUCUGUUUGAGUUGUCAGACAAUGAAAUUACUAUUCAGUUUAACUUGGUUCUGAGUACUUGUUAGGUUAGAGUGAUGGAAAAUUAGACUUGCUAGCAGAUAUUUUAUUGGCCAUAAUUCUGACUCUGUAUUCCAGAGGCCUAUGCAAAAAUCCUUGUAUUUAUCAUUAUCUCAAGACUGACAUAUUUAAUGUUAUUUAAUCUGAUGGAUUGGGUGGGUUGUGUUGUUUUGUUUUGCUGUAGUCUGAAGUUGCUCUGUUCUUUAUCUCAUUUUCACUGUUCACAGACAUUAAGGAGAUUUCACAGGGUGAAGCAGAUCUUCUCUCUUAAACAUCAUCAUUUGUUUAAAUCUAGUGAUAUGUUUUAUUGUGUUGAAUAGACACCUUACUGGGUAGGUUCUUAAAAAGCAGUGCUAAGGAUACUUGUGCAAAACCUUCCAAUAGAGGCUCUUAUGAAUUGGUUAGUGGAGAGCGUCUGGGAAUAUGGGGUCCAUGGCACCUAUGUUGAGGUUGCACAACAUGCAUUUUAAAUGAAUAUUUUAAAACUUUUAUUGUACUUACAUGUAUUUAUUGAUUUCUGUUUAAUAUUGAAAGACUCUGAAGUACCUGACUUGAAUUUUGCACAAACUUUGCCAUAUGUAUAAGGAUUUGAAACUAUUUUACAGAAUAAAACUUAUAUUAAAAAAGAAAAAAGGAAAAACAAACAACAUCUAUUUUUAAAAAAUUAAUAAUGAGGAGUUAACCUCACAUCUUCUGCUUUGAGCAAUCCUGUGGUGUCCUAAUCCAGAGCUGGUACUCUUGAGAGUUUUUCAGAGAUGUCUAUUAUGGAUUUGGGGUUUUUUGUUUUGUUUUGUGGUGUUGUUUUUUUUUUUUCAUAACUUCUCAAGAAAUGCCUGAAAAAUGAGAAGGAGCUUUUGGGGGAAAUAAAGUUGCUCUCUAGGAGAAGUAUUUUUGUUUUCUGCAAGUGGUCUGGAAAUACAUGCCCAGCAUGGUGCAUCUGUGGGACCAGGACAGGUGCUGUGAGUUAAAUACAUGCAUAUCCAGUGAAGCUUUCCAGAAACUCAAUGUUGUGUCAUAUUUCCAGUUCUUCCCUAUUUUGCCAUCGCUGUCUUGUGAGUGUUGCUAAUUUGAGUUUGUGGGUUGUUUUUUUUCCUCCUUUUUUUGAAUAGUUUUUUUUAGAGCCAGCAGCAGAAGGCUGUUACAGUGACUUUGCUCAAAAAAUGUUCCUGAGCAGCAUAUAAAGUCAGAAAAAUGAAACAGGGUAAUGGUUUGCUGUGGAUUUUGGUUAUAGGACACUGAUGUAUUAAUGUUUGGGGCUUUUUUUCUUGGAGGGAUUUCAAGGGAAUAGGUAUAGACAUUUCACAAAUAAGUUCAAUAACCAAAUUGUGUAAUAUAAGCCCUUUAACUAGAGGUAUCUUGAUGGGUAGCUGAGUGGGCUGAGAGAAUAAAAAAAAAUGAACCAUCUCACCUGAAUUUCUCACUACAUAAUUGAUACCCAAGAAAGGUUUUGGAUUUGUCACACAAAAAAAUCAUUGUUAAAAUUCUUUUAACUGACAAUGCAGUGAAAAAUGUAAAAGCUUGAGGGGCAAAUGGGUAGGAAGAAGUUUCUGAUACAGAACUGUUUGCAUUAAUCCGGACCGGCAGGACUUCUUGUGAGUUCAAGGAAAGACAAUGUCAGCGAAAGGUAAUAAAGGUAACAGUAAUUGUUACAGUUUAUAUAGGAUCAAUGUAACUACAGUUCAGGGUUGCUGGAAGGUACCCUCUUUCCUUGAAGGGCAUCAAAUUAAAUGGGCUUUAGCAUAAGCAUUUCAAUGAGAUGACGAAACUGACUUUUUAUGAUCCCCAAAACUAGCUCCUGGCAGCUAACUUUCUCAGGAGUGUUCAGACUGCUGAGGAAGAAUGAUCAUAUUCCCGAUUUGUUUUCUGGUCCAUAUAGAUUUCUGUGGAAGGUGUUUGUGGGGUUUUUUUGUUUGGUUGUUUUUUUGUUUUAAAGUUUACUUUCCUUGCAGAGAAACUGAUUUUUAGUUGUUUUGUUGUCUAUGAUUUUUUGUUAAAAGAUGAUUUUUCACCUCAUACUAUUGACAGGUAUUUCACCAUCAGUUCUUUUGCUUAUUCUGGCGGUAUCACCAGACUGACUGAGUGAUAUUAAAUUCUGUAUGUUUACAUUUGAAAAGGUAUCUGUCUAUCUGCACCUUUACUGAAAAUCAAGGCACAAAGCUAAGAGAUGAUCAGGGUUUUCAUAAAGAAGGUCGUUCUUAAUUAAUUUUUUUUUGUUUCCAGAACAAAAAGAGAUUUAUUCUCUGGGAAUUUUUUCUGUGCUGUAAGAGCAUAAGUAGAUUAUAUUCUUUGUUACAGCAUUUCCCUAUUUUGUUCUGACAGAUUAGUGAGACAGUGAGCUGGAGACAGCAGGAUUUGAUGAUGGACAAGACAGAUGCUAGCCUGAGCUGUAUUUGUAUUCAGCUGCUAACCUCACAUCCCUCUAAAGACAACUACAUGUUCUGGCUCUUCAGACUUUACCAGGGAAGGCUCUGUUGCAUGUAUAGUAAGUCCAGAGUAUGAGCAAAGCCUGUCAGUAGAUGGGCUACUGGAAGUAGUAAAGUGAAGUUUGAAGCUUCACUUCACUGAAGGAUGAGGCUUGGGGGGAGACAGGUAAGAGAGUGCUUUGUAGAGUUUGUCAAGUGAAAUUAAGGAAGUGUUUUCAGGUAAUAUAUCUACCUUGUGGGAGGUGCAGGUUUAUCAUCAGUAUUGGUGCAGAUAAUCCUAAAUGCAUAUAUUAAAGGAUUUGAUAUCUUCAGGCUUUUUUAGGUUUCUAAGACUCAUUUAUUGCCAUUUUUUUUUUUUGGUUGUUUUGAUUUCUCAUUCUUUUGUGCAAUAUUCACAGAAAGUAUUAAACUACUGUUCAGUGUGUGUGUACAGAGUCAAUUAAGCAUUUUAACAAGUGAAUAAACACAAAAGAAAGAAACAGAAUUGCACUUUAAAUGAGCUUUAUUGCUUGGAAUUGUGCCUAAAAUAAUCUAGAUGCCUCCUGCUGUGUGUGGCUUUUGUUUGAAACUAAUUUCCCUGCUAGUGUUGCUGUUUCCAAGGCAGCUUAACAUCCCUUUCACAGAAUUGAUAUACAUUCUAGCAUGUUUAAAAAUAUUCAUCGUGUACUGAGUUUUUGUUGUGCAAUGAUUUUAAUUUAACUGUGGAAUUUUAACACUGGUGACACAGCCAGAUUAUUAUCUUCACCUUCUCUGAAGCUAGCACUUCCUACUGCCAAUCAAGGCCACUGGCAAAACUUCCCUAAGACUGGCAUAACCUUUGAAGAAUGCUGUAUCCAGCAUAUGUUUUUUUGUUUGAGUGGGUUUAAAAAAAAGUGCAAUAUUGUUUCCUAGACUGUCUCGAAAUAAUCACAAAGGUCUUGAAAAAUCCAAACAGCACUGAUUUUAUUCAUAUAGCUCCAAAAAGAAGUGGGUUCCUCAUAGAAGUGAGACUAAAUAUAGUGACUAGAUUGCAUCAUAGUUAGGAAAAUACAUGUAAUCCUUGACUUAGACACUGACUUGUUGUAAGGAUGCUAGAAAACUGAAUACCAUUUACUUUGUUUGCACGUCACAACCAUAUGCUCAUUCUAAAGUGUCAUACUCUAGUUGGUUGCAUGUCGCGGCGGGAAGUAUUUCUGGUUUUGAACAGCACAUAAUCCUUGCCAUACAAAUGGGAGUCUCAUCUUGAAUUGGGCUUCUGCAGCUACUCCUUAUCUCCUUAUAGUAGCUUUUCCUGAGCAGAGUGGAUUUCAUAGAUGAUCCUGAUGGUAGAUCUCGGUAUAGUCAUUUUACAACUAUGCUGUCAAAGACAUUCAGUUAACUGUUGUGGGUAAAGCUGCUCACUGCCUACUUAAUUGUAAAAGCACCACAAUAAAAACAAUAUAAUUCCAGUGUCAGUGAAAUCUUAAUUCAAUACUAGCUGAAACAAGAGGUACCCUUACUAUCUGCUUUGUUGUUUUGGGCUUUGGUUUUUCUUGGGUUUUUGUUUGUUGUUGGUUGUUUUUUUUUAACCCAGGCCAGAGUAAAUAUUGUAUAUUGGAAUUUGCUUGUAAAGUUGGAGACAAAAAAAUAAAUCAAUAACCAACUGUAUGUAAAAAAUUCUUUUCUCAAUGUUGCUCUAGUGAAUACAAAUAAAAGUCAUAAUUCUACUAAGUA